Messenger RNA from Aureobasidium subglaciale EXF-2481, 1458 nucleotides. RefSeq lists its product as uncharacterized. Gene Ontology annotation, biological process: transmembrane transport. The record is from RefSeq and is a predicted model, not a curated record. Gene Ontology annotation, molecular function: transmembrane transporter activity. The transcript is spliced from 6 exons. Gene Ontology annotation, cellular component: membrane. Bases 1 to 1458 code for a protein of 485 amino acids. Lineage: Eukaryota; Fungi; Ascomycota; Dothideomycetes; Dothideales; Saccotheciaceae.
AUGGAUGAUACUCUGAAGAAACACUCGAUCGAGCAUUUUGAACUCGCGCCUGCCUCUGACACAUCGCCUCCUCUCAUUGACCCAAUAGCCGAAAAGAGGUUACUUCGGAAAGUGGACUUGAGGAUUUUACCUCCAUUGACUGUGUUGUUUCUUCUGGCCUUUUUGGACCGCACGAAUAUUGGUAAUGCAAAGAUUCAGGGUAUGACUGAUGAGUUGAAGAUGGGCGGGCAUGAUUAUAACAUUGCUUUGUUUGUGUUCUUUAUUCCUUAUAUACUUUUUGAGUUGCCGAGUAAUAUUAUACUUAAAAAGAUUUCGCCGUCGUUGUGGUUGAGCUGUAUUAUGGUACUCUGGGGUAUUGCGACUAUCGGACAGGGCCUGGUGACCACUUUUGAAGGUCUUGUGGCUAUGAGAGUUUUGGUUGGUAUCUUUGAAGCUGGACUAUUUCCUGGCUGUGUAUAUCUGAUCAGCAUGUACUACCAACGCUACGAACUACAGUGGCGACUCUCCCUGUUCUUCUCUGCCAGUAUCCUUGCUGGUGGCUUCGGUGGUCUUCUCGCCUUCGCCCUGGCAAAGAUGGACGGUAUUGGUGGCUACUCUGGAUGGCGAUGGAUCUUCAUCAUCGAAGGCAUCUUGACCGUUGUUGUCGGUGUCAUUGCCAGAUUCUGGGUGUGCGAUUGGCCUGAAACAGCAAAGUUCUUGACAGAGGAAGAACGCGUCCUCUUGACCUCACGUUUGCAAGUCGACUCUGGAGAAGCAGUGAUGAAUCGACUGGAUAAAGCAGCGACCCGCCGCAUCUUUACCGACUGGAAGAUCUACACCGGCGUAGUCAUGUACAUGGGUAUCGUAAACACGGGCUACGCAGGUUCCUUCUUUGUGCCCACGAUCAUCCGCGAAAUGGGCUAUACAUCCUCAGCCGCCCAAGUGCGCUCAAUCCCCAUCUUUGUCGUUGCAGCCAUAACCUCCAUCGCGGCCGCCUGGUUGACAGACCGUCUUCGCCACCGUUUUGCGUUCUGCAUCUUUGGCCUCGUGGUUGCUAGUAUCGGGUACGCUAUGUUGCUCGCACAAGAAGGCUUGAGCGUGGGAGUCAAGUACUUUGCCCUCUUCCUCGUUGUACCCGGAGGCUACAUUACUCAACCCAUAGUAUUGGCCUGGGUGCAAAACUGCAUGUCUGGCCACUACAAGCGGUCCGUCUCCGCGGCCAUGACCGUAGGUUUUGGAAAUUUAGGCGGAAUCGUCGCCAGUAACGUCUUCUUUUCAGAUGAAGCUCCUUUUUAUAAAACUGGAUAUGGUGUCUCUCUGGGCUUCCUUUGGAUCUGUGGACUGGGCUGUGUGGGAUUGUUUAUAGGUGUUUUAUUGGAGAAUAGGAAGAGAGAUAGAGGAGAGAGGGAUUGGAGGUUGAGUGGUGAGGAUGUUGAUAAUCUUGGGGAUGAUCAUCCGAGUUUUAGAUUCACGACAUAG